Messenger RNA from Sinocyclocheilus grahami, 2240 nucleotides. Its product is annotated as transforming growth factor beta-1-like. Gene Ontology annotation, cellular component: extracellular region. Gene Ontology annotation, biological process: transforming growth factor beta receptor signaling pathway; regulation of cell population proliferation. The transcript has 7 exons. Bases 1050 to 2240 code for a protein of 396 amino acids. The record is from RefSeq and is a predicted model, not a curated record. NCBI's taxonomy places the organism in Eukaryota, Metazoa, Chordata, Actinopteri, Cypriniformes, Cyprinidae. Gene Ontology annotation, molecular function: growth factor activity; cytokine activity; transforming growth factor beta receptor binding.
CUUGUCUUUGUAGUGGGAAAAGCUUGUUUGAAGAGAAAACGAGGUUGUAGCCCUUCUACAAAACACUGUUACUUAUUUUGACUGAUAACUUGAGAAGUCUUUGCUCUGUACAGAGUUAUUCAAACUUGACUGAACUUCUUGACCAUGUUUUAGGUGCAUUAAAAGCAGGGUUUUUUCUAACACAAGGUUUGCAUGUUAAAUGAAGAACUUUCAAACUCUGCAAAUCUCCGUUACUGUUAUCGGAUUGUCUGAAUGCUUCCGGAAAAUUCCGUAAACCUAAUGUUGUAAAAGCAAACUUUUGAGGAAAUCUUAAAGCUGGACACGUCCCUUUGUCUCAAUGCAGGAUGCAGCUGGAUGGGGUUGUCUGGUUUAGCCCAAUAGUUAACAGGGCUUCUUUAGUGGUUUUCGUGUGAGAUGACAAAACAUCGGCUGGAGCAUCAAAACCAGAGAAGCUCAGAGGGGUGGAAAGCUGUGAGCAGAGAGGAAAGUUAGUGAGCAAACACGCUUACAGACGUGUCAUUGUAUCUGGACCUCUGCGUGUUUUCACAGCGGGAACUAUCCAAGUCCAGAGGAGAGAAAAAGAGUCAGUCCAGACGCGUGGACACACACAAGCAUUUCUGUGUGCGACUGCCAGCAGUGAGCCGGCGAUAAAGUUGUGCCGAUAGGAGAAAAGCUUGUGUUUGGGAAUUUUUUUACUGAAAUUUAUGCUUGGACGCAUAUGUACAAGUGCAUGUCAGUGCUUGGCGGCGUUCAGGUCUUUGUGUGCAUCUAAGCUUGUUUAUGUGGGAGAGUUGUUGUUCCAUUUGGCCAACCUGCACCUGGAUGGACCUCUGAAACAGGUGAGGCAUCAGGAAUUUCCCUUAUUAGAUAUCAGCUGUUCUGUUGGCUUCAUUAUUCAAGGUGCUUUCCAGAAUCAUCAUCAGGUAGCAUCACCUCCAUAAUAACAACACUGCCGUGUCUGUUUGAUCCAAACACUCUGCAUCAAUCACAGACUCUUGGUGAGCCUCUCUCUCCUUACCUAAAGACAGUUUGCUCUCAGAUUUGGCACCAUGAGGUUGCUUUGCUUGGUAGUGACGGCCCUGUGCAUGGUGGCUAGAACGGGAAGCAUGUCCACGUGCAAAACUCUGGACCUGGAGGUGGUGAAGAAGAAACGGAUUGAGGCCAUCCGUGGUCAGAUCCUCAGCAAACUGCGCAUGGCCAAAGAGCCUGAAUCGGAGAUAGACGGUGAUGGACAGAAGAUCCCAGAUACCAUGAUUUCUCUGUACAACAGCACUGUUGAACUGAGUGAAGAAAUGAAGAUGAAGCCCGUUUCUGUGCAGGCUGAAGAUGAAGAUUACUUUGGCAAGGAGGUGCACAAGUUCGUCAUCCGGCAAGCUCAGAAUGGCACAAAGCAUCAGAUGACUUUUAACGUGUCAGAGAUGAAGCAGACUAUUCCAGACCACCGGCUCCUGUCUCAAGCCGAGUUACGGCUUCGGAUUAAGAGCCCUACAAUGGACCAGGAGCAGAGGCUGGAGCUGUAUCGUGGAACGGGCGAUCAGGCUCGAUAUCUGGGCACUCGCUUUGUCUCCAAGGAUUUGUCCAAUCGUUGGCUCUCGUUUGACGUGAAACAGACGAUAAUAGAAUGGCUGCAGGGCUCAGAAGAGGAAGAACGUUUGGAGCUGAGGUUAUACUGUGGCUGUAAAACAGACCGGCAGAGUACUGAUAAAUUCCUCUUCAGUAUAUCAGGACUAGACAAGCAGAGAGGUGACACUGCUGGUCUGGCAGAGAUGAUGGCAAAGCCUUAUAUUCUGGCUUUAUCUUUGCCUUCUAAUGGCAGCUCCCUUGCAUCCGCUCGCAGGAAACGAGCUGUUGGCACUGAUGAAACUUGUGAUGAAAAAACUGAGACCUGCUGUAUGCGGAAGCUUUACAUUGACUUUCGGAAAGAUCUGGGUUGGAAGUGGAUCCACAAGCCGAAGGGAUACUUUGCCAACUACUGCAUGGGCUCCUGUACCUACAUCUGGAAUGCUGAGAACAAAUACUCUCAGAUAUUAGCCUUGUACAAACACCACAACCCUGGUGCAUCGGCUCAGCCAUGCUGCGUACCUGCAGUCCUCGACCCUCUGCCGAUUCUAUUCUACGUGGGAAGACAACACAAGCUGUGUUGGCCUUGUGCUGACAUCUUCAUGAGGAACAUUAGUGUGUAUAUUUAUAGAGGCUUCAUGUUUUUCUCUGCCCUGUUUGACAUCGGCGGUGUUGAGUGA